Phytophthora nicotianae INRA-310 is the source of this 4846-nucleotide messenger RNA. RefSeq lists its product as hypothetical. Bases 71 to 4846 code for a protein of 1591 amino acids. Lineage: Eukaryota; Oomycota; Peronosporomycetes; Peronosporales; Peronosporaceae. The transcript has 6 exons. The record is from RefSeq and is a predicted model, not a curated record.
GGACCUGCUUGCGUAUUUUUAGUUCUCUUUUUUUUCUGCUUGUCGGUGUUGUGUGCAUCUGUGUGUCUGAAUGCAUCGCCGUCAACGAGGUGAGACUCUAAGCGAGCGACUGAGAGCCGAGGUUCAAGUGUCUGCGUCGCUGUGGCAGACCGUAACCCGUGGUAAUGAAAAUGCAGCAGGAGACGCGAAAGAUAGACCCACGGACAGAAGCAGUGGUGUUUUUUCGUGUCCUCGAGAAGUGAAGCCCCUGCUUUUCUUCUACAAGUACUUGCAGCCUAUUGGCGGUGCUGAAACGUUAGGCAACAACGAUAGCAAUACCAAUGUUCCGGCAAAACAUCAUUCUCAGAGAAAGUUGCGUAUUAAUUUACCGCUGACUGUUAUUUGCGAGCGCACUAAUGCUCAGGAGUCGGUGCUCUGGUUACGAACCGAUGCUCAAGGCAACGUCAUUCGAGAAGACAAGACACCACUCUGGCGAAAGAAACUACACAAUGAACUCAUGAGUGCGACAUCCGAUUCUAACGAAAUUGAUCCAGUACUGGCAGUGAGGAGUGUCGCUCGAUGGAAAAAUAGUAAUCACUCUAGUGGCGGAAGUGCAGUCGUGUUAACCCGAAGAACGCUGGAUCCUAUUCUAGCGGUGCCGUGUGAGCUUCCUAUUUGUAUACAGCAAUUUGUACAUUGUCGAGGGUCCCAGGCCAGCGUAUACCGCGUCUUCUGGUGCAAACAAGAGCGCAAGUGCUUCGCAGUCAACUUAACCAGCAGCUUGAAAAGCACUGAGGCUCCCGAGGAUGCGAGUCUCAUGAAAAGUCCCUGUGUUACAUCACCGAGCGGGUUAUCAGCAUCAACAAUGGCAGCGAUGAAUGCGGCGUUCGAAGCAGCUAUGGUUACAGCAGCUCAAACCGCCAGAUUCUAUUGCGUUACAGUAUCUCCAGACGCUCGAGCGUGUGCUCGAUGGCCCAAACUAAGAGGAGCCGCAAUAAUCGAGGGCGUUCAAACCACUUCUCGCAUUGUAGAGCACGUACAGAUGCAACUCCCUACUCUAUGUUUCCACUCGAUGACUACGGAUUUUAUCAAAGACAUCAAUGGCGUAUGGUGGCUCACACGAGUGGUAGAUUUUAACGCCUCCAGUUCAAUAGAACCACCUAGGGACGACGCAUGUUUCGGUACGCGAGAUUCCGCGGUAUUCGUUCCAGAGGCUCUACGUACACGAUAUGGUCCUAAUAACGAAUCUCAGUUGGAUGAUCCAUCGUCACCUCCUAAAGAAUCCACACUAUUACGCGGUGACGAGCUAAGCCAUGCGAUGAACACGCGCUCGUGCUUCCUGUGUGGCUGCUCGUGUGAGCUCUCACCGACGUUCCGGGGUCAGUUAGACGCGAUGGUUAAAGGCCAGAGCAGUGACGAGUAUAAGGCGAACAGUACCAUAUCGUUGAAAACUCAAACAGUUGAUGAGUUCCGAAUGACACUCACAAUGGCGCUUGAUACGAUAUUUCUCAUGAGACAGCGUGGUGUGAAUCUACCAGCGUGGGAGAGUGCAGUCAGUACAGUUAGGAAGUCCCAACUGCGUGAUGUUUGUGACUUUCCAACAUGUAUGCUCUGCUACAGAAUCUACCAGCAGCAGAAUCGACUUCAAGUACUCGCACGUGAACUGCAUUGCGUACUGUCGCCUAAUGUUAACCCCAGUGGUGACCCUGAAGUAGAAACAGAGAUAAACUCUUCCGAUGGAGUUGGGAUGGCUGCAUCAGCAGCAGCAGGUUUAGCGUCUCAGCUACUUUCGAAUGAGCUACGAUACGACCAAGAAGCUCCAAGAAACGUUCUUAAUGCCCUUGAAGCUUUUAGGAGUGAAGUUAUACCGCCGUCGCUUUUACUGCGUGGAGAUUCGCCGGAACUGAGACCUACAGGGAAUAUACUGACUCCUGUGCGAGGUGCAGACGUAGACCCUACAGCUACACAACUUCGUCUGGUAUUUUUCUUCCACGAGUUACAGGAUGGAGGUCCUGACUUGGACCCCACGGAUUUUUACUUAGAGUAUCAACUGGAUCAGUCUGUCACGCGAGUGCAGCUGGAAGGCAGUAAACGACACACUCCCAAUCGCUGGCAACUGUGUGAAGCAAGAGUUCAUUAUCUCUACGCAACUUUAGAAACGUUCAGCGAGUUCUGUUCACAAAAGCGGCUUCUUAUUAAGUUGAAAGCGAAACCAAGGUCACAGAGUGAUGAUAGUGACAAUGAAGAGCAUGAUGGGAACGGGGAAGACGACCAAGUUGGUAUUAAUGGGGGUCCUAUUGCGAGUCGUUAUCGCGAUAAAGAGGAGUUCUUCGGAUAUACGUUGUUGUCGUUAAGGGCUGUGAAUACGGCGGCAAAAUGGUUCGGGAAUUCGCUACAACCUGAAAGUCGAACGGAUUAUUUGCUAGAGUUACAGACUGGUUCGUAUGGCCUAUUGACGCUGAAAUUGACGGUCGGAUUGCUGGUGGACCCCAUACCGUUAGGGCAUCUACGUGACAUAUUACGUGACCGUAUCUUCUUAGAGGAACAACCACCAGCUGGAGUCUAUUGGGCCCCACAAUCACAUUUUCUUAGUGGGUUGGCAGUACCUCGAGAUUGGGUCGGGGCACUCAUGCCUUCCGAGUACACUAAGCUAUUACCCAUGCGUCGUAGACGUGGCGCUUACGGUACUCACACAGUGACAGCUUCGAAACCUCCUUUCACUUUAUCACCAACGCACAGUGCUGCGAAAAUCACAGUUCCUCCGCAUACCGUAACAGAUACCGCAAAGAACCAAAGCAGUGAAGAAUUAGAGAAUGCUGUACCCCUUAGUGCACCUGUGAAGAAACCAUCUACCCGGCGAAUGUCGAAUGUAACAACAGCAAAGAAUUGUCCCGAGACUGCGAGAUCUGGUACUAGUAAUGAUGACGACGCGGUGAUCUCUAACGUUGGUCAAUUACAGUCUGAAUGCAGCACCCGAUCACUCCACUUGAUGACUGGAUCGAUGACCAGAACGACCCUAUCGCAGGCAUGUUUAGCAGCAAAACGACUGGUUUUCCGUAUCACCGACGAUACUGCGACUACCAAUUUCCCUACAAUUCUUCUCGCAACAAUUCUUCGACAAGCAAGUAUCACAGUUCCAUCCUCCUGGAAAUCCUCAGCCAGUUUUCACUUCACACGGAGAUAUUCUGUCGAUCGUUUAUUGGCCGAAGUACGGCCUGGAACCCUCCCGAUGUUAUCUUUGCUUGGAGAGCUGUUGCUAGUAUUGAUCGACGAACGGGAGUUGCCUGACUCGAUAGAUGCGGGUGCACUAGAGUCUCUACUCGAGCCGUUCUGGCAGCAUGAUAGUGGAUGGCGCCCCAUUCCACGUACUCAAAGUGGCUGUCUUCCUGAGCGUCGAGUCGUUUGGAAUCGUGCUAUUCGACGCUGGGAAGCUGCCACCGGCAACACCUCUAUAGAACCUGCUGCUCAAUCGGAUGGGAGUAUAGUUCAGUAUCUUGGCGAUACUUUAGCGUUAGAGAUCGGAGACUUUCGGACCAAACUUUUAGCACUUGUGGUCUGCGAACUGUUCGAACAAAUGGAGUCACUGGACGAUGGAUACGUUGAAAUUGCAGAAUUACGGUCACUAGCAAAGUGUUUUCCAAAGCAAGAAAGCUUGACGAUGGAGGAGCUUGAUGCUGAAAUUGGUACACGCGAGAGAUUAACACAAGAGAAUAUCAUUGUGUUAGCGAAGCUGGUACAUCAACAGCGACGUUUGUCUUUACGGACAUUGCUGCAUUCUCUAAUGGGGAGUGCAGUACUGGUGGAAGCACUUACUCGAUUCGAUCGUGUGGGCUCGAGCGAAAUGAGUCUUGAAAAAUUCCGAGAACUGGUAUUCGAAGCGUUGAUAUCGCAGCGCAAGGUCUACCGUGCAUUUCAAGAGGAACCAAAGAAUCCACAAGACGGGUUUUGUCUGCGUCACGGGUUCACGGAAAUCUACGUUACGGAUAGUGUCUGCGUACUGUGCGCUGUUGAGUACCAAGCUGAAAAAUCUCCUUCAAAACCAGAAACAAGUCCAGGAAGUCCUCAACCGAUUUUAACCGAUAAGAACACCACCGUAGAUUCUGAUCAUGCGCUAUACAAGUAUGAAACGGCGAGAUUUAUUGGUAAAUGUACACUGUCAGGACGAAGCAUAAGUGCAGAUUUCAAUGCAGAAGGAAACCAGAGCUUGGAGUUAAAUACUACCAGACGAACGUCAGUACCGUCGAGGUUUCGCCGCCUUUCAACUGACAAGAGAGUUAACGAUGAGGUCCGUACUCAGGGACCUCGAAGGCGAAAAGCAGUUUCUGGGAAGACAGUGACGGCCCAACAUGUGGUCGAUUUGGAGCUGGACGGAGUCUUGAACCAGCUUCACGCUGCUGAGAGGACUAUUGUGACCGGUGAAGUUCCAGUAAGUGAACGGAAGGCUUCGGCGGCUUCAGUUCGGACUCGGCAAUCGUUAACAACCUCGGGGGAUGCGAUAUCACGCAUCUUCUCGGAUCUAGGAGAUGCCGUAAAAAUUCCUCGUAAAAAAUCCACGAAAACAGCUCAAAUCCCUUGCCAAGACGAUUCUACUGGUCCAGAUAAAGUUGCGAAGAAGCGAAUGAAGAAGAAAAUCUUGAAGAAAACCGCACGACGUGUCAAGUCGACGAACCAAAAGUCCACGUCGGAUUCGCUGUCGAAGUUAUUGCGCUUGGAGUUUAGCGAUCAUGUGUUGUCGACAAGUGCCAGUGAGUCCAUCGUCGAGAAGGCUGUACGCAUUGAACAGCGACGAAAAGAGCUCGACAGAUUGGUACUUGCCGAAGUCCAGGAAGUUAAACAACGACUCGCCAAACUCCUCGAUGAAUCGUAG